Molecule: messenger RNA, 708 nt
Organism: Chenopodium quinoa (quinoa)
Lineage: Eukaryota; Viridiplantae; Streptophyta; Magnoliopsida; Caryophyllales; Amaranthaceae
Exons: 1
Coding region: 1-708 (235 amino acids)
Source: RefSeq, a predicted model, not a curated record
AUGUCUGAGUUGCUUGAAAGAGUCAAAAAGGAAAAUGUCAUGUUAAAUGUAGAACUUUCACAGUAUAAACUUGUCAGUACUAAUAUUGGUUCUAGCAGUUCCUCUGAUGAUUCCAUGAGACACAAAUUAGAUGAGAAAUUUGGGAGAUUUAUUGAUAUGCUCAAACAACUUCACCUUUCUCUACCCUUCACCGAUGUGAUCAACCAACUGCCCAAUUAUUCCAAAUUCCUCAAAGACAUUUUGAGUGGGAAAAGGACUUGUGAUGUUGUGGAGACUAUCAACUUGACCGAGAAUUGUAGUGCAAUCAUCAUGAACAAAAUGCCACCCAACUUAAAAGACCCCGGAAACUUCUCUAUCCCUUAUCCUAUUAACAAGAUGAAAAAUGAUAAUGCCCUAUGUGACUUAGGAGCUAGUGUAAGCCUAAUUACAUAUUUGGUUUAUCAAAGACUUGAUUUAGGGGCACUCUUAGCUUCCAACAUUACCUUGCAACUAGCCGAUAAGUCAAUCAAGUUUCAAAAAGAUAAAGUGGAAGAUGUUCCAUUGAGGGUUGGGAAGUUUAUGAUCCUGGUGGAUUUUUUUGUACUUGAAAUGGAUGAAGAUGCUACCAUUCCUAUCACUCUAGGUAGACCCUUUCUUGCUACCUCGGGUGCUAUGAUUGAUGUCAAGAGUGCAAAGAUUUCGCUUAAGGUAGGAGAUGAGGUCGUAUAA